AUUAUUGUCUGCGAUAACUUCACCAGAUAGUCUGGAGGCAGCAUACCGCAGUAUUUUCCUAAACCGGAAACAGACCAUUUUGGUUGCCGCACCGCUUGACGCCAUUUUCAAAACGGCUAACCUUUAUUGCGCACAGCAAAGUUGUUCAGCAGAGGAGUUUAAAUAAAGAAACGGAUCGUUUGAAUGGGUGAAGAAAACAGUGGAACCUCAGCAAAAUGAUGGAGCUACCCAACUACAGCAGCCAGCUGAUGCAGCAGCUGUGGGCCCUGAGGAGGGAGGGCCACCUGUGUGACUGCACCAUACUGGUGGGGGACAGCCCCCACCGCGCUCAUAAACUGGUACUGGCUGCCUCCAGCAUGCUCUUCAGGUCUCUCCUGGAGGGCUCCGACACCAUCUCCAUCGACACGGCCAUGGUCUCCUCGCAGGAGUUCGGCUGCCUGCUGGACAUGGUCUACACCGGCAAGCUGCCUCUGGGCAAACACAACGUGAGCCGCAUCGUGGCAGCUGCUGACAGCCUGCAGAUGUUCGACGUGGCCGUUGGCUUCAAAAAUGUCCUCACUAGUCUGGUAAACCAGCAAACUCUGCUCCAAUCGACACACACCCCCAGCCUCCCGGUGAUAAACAAAGUCCAGAACACUGAAGGUUCCGCUUCCCCCAACAAGGAGGACACAAGUUCAGACAAGACGGAGCUUCAGGCUCCGCAGAGGAAGAGAGAGAGUCAGGGUGACGGUGAAGCUGCAGAGGAGCCGGCGUGCAAAAGGAGCUGUGUGGAGAACUCAGAAGCUGAAGAAGCCAAACCCUCAGCAGUGGAGGAAAACAACCCGACAGCAGCACAGCAGUCUUGCGGGCCAGCAGCUGGAGUUCUGGAACAUUCCUCUGAGCUGGUGGAGCUCCUCAGCAACAUGCCGUCUGUCCUGGAGCUGCUGAGCCAGGCAGCACAGGGAGGCCUGGCUGAGCAGGAGAGACAGCUGGUGUGUGAGUGCUGUGAGGAGGCAGAUCCCCGCUCAGUGCUGGAGAAGCUGCUGAGCCGAGUGAGGGAUGAGCAGCUGAGCGAGGCUGGGCUCCUCACCCUGCUCCUCACCCUGCAGCAACAAGCUCCCUCCUCCUUCCCCUGCCCCCUGCUCCCCCUGCUGGAAGAGGCACAGAAGAGGCUCCCUGCAGGCAGAGAACUGUUGGACUCAGAAAAGCAGAACAGCAGCACUGGUGAAGAAAAGCAGGAGGAAGAGGACAAAAAAGAGGAGUCAGAAGAGGACGAGAAAGUCAUUGAUGCUGCGACAGACCCCUCUUCCCCCUCCAAGCCCUACUCCUGUCGCUGGUGUAAGAGGGGCUUUGCCUACAAGUGUCGGAUGCUGGCCCAUGUGAAGCGCUGCCCCGCCUCCCAGGAGGAGGAGCAGCAGUGCCCGCAGUGCCCCAAGAAAUUGGCCAACCAGCGGGCCCUGCAGCAGCACCGCGCAGAGGCCCACCGCAGCACCAGCCGGCUCAAGAAGAAGGUGUCAUGUGACCUCUGCGGGAGGUCCUUCGCCCACCCAUCAGGCAUGCUUUACCACAAACGCACCGAGCACUUUGAAGAGAAACCGUUCGCCUGUGAGGAAUGCGGAGCAAAGUUCGGCGCCAACUCUUCUCUGAAGAAUCACAUGAGGCUGCACACCGGAGAGAAGCCGUACUGCUGCAAACACUGCCACAUGAGCUUCAGCGUGGCUGCCGCACUCGCAUACCACACCAAGAAGAAACACUCUGAGGGGAAGAUGUAUGUGUGUCAGUACUGUAAGGCCGUCUUCGCCCAGUCCAUCGAGCUGACUCGCCAUGUGCGCACACACACCGGUGAUCGGCCGUACGUGUGCCGAGAGUGUGGCAAAGGUUACAGCCAGGCCAGCGGACUCACCGUGCACCUGCACACCUUCCACAAUCUGUCGGAACCUCAUGACUGUCAGAAGUGCUGCCUCAGCUUCUCCUCUCUGGAGGAGCACCGGCAGCACUUCCAGGAGCACCACCCCAAGGAGUUCCACAAGUGCCCCACCUGCGACAAGGUGUUCACCAGCGCCGCCCUGCUGGACAAACACAAGGGCACACACACAGGGAGCAAGCCCUUCAGCUGCGAGCUCUGCAACAAGUCUUACCAGCAACUGUCUGGCCUCUGGUACCACAAUAGGACCAACCACCCUGACGCGUUUGCUAACCACACUCGGCAGCUCAAGACCCUGUGCCAGUGUGACGUCUGCUUCAAGUUCUUCCCCAACGCUGCCAGUGUGGCCAAACAUCAGGCGGCCGAGCACCAGGGCUCCUCGGCUGCAGUGCUGACCUGUCCCUACUGCCCCGCUGUGCUGGGGGGGGAGGAGGAGCUGCAGGAGCACAUCAGCAGCCAGCACGUGGAGGCGGUCAGCUGCCCCUUGUGCUCCCUGCUCUGCUGCACCCAGAUGGAGCUGCAGGAGCACGUGCUCUCCUGCCACAUGGAGGAGCAGGAGGAGCAGGAGGAGCAGGAGGCAUCCGGCUCCCACACUGUGACUGCAGCAGAUCUAGCAGGACAUGAAGGGGCGGAGUCAGAGGCCCAGCAGGUGUUUGUGGCUCUGGCAGGAGGCAGAGAGGGCGCAGCGGAGGUGGAAGUCAACAUGUAUGACCUGCUCAACAGCUCCGUCACAUUCAUCUGUGAGGACAAGCCGGCGGCGCCGGUCUCCUGACCCAGACCUCCGACCCCUUGAGGAUCAGUGUUAUGUCUCAGCUACAACACACACACGCACAUACACACACACGCACGCACGCACACACACAACUCUGUUUUCUUUUGCUGUUUUCAUGAAAAGAACUGAUUGUGUCUUUAGUUUCUACUCAGAAACCCUCUACACGUAUCUCUGCUUCAGUCACUACCCCCACCCCCCAAACUCACAGACAGAUCUGAGACCAGUGAAGGUUCUUGCCUUUGAAAAAAGUGAAUUUGGAAGUGUUAAUAAUCAUUUUGUUGUUAUCUCCAACUCUGCAAACUCCAUACCCUGAUGAAGACUGGGAUUAAAUAGUUUAUCUGAUCAUUGAAGGAUUUAUUUUGGAUUCGUCACCAAAUCCCAUGAAAACACUAAAACCCUGUGUGUGUGUGUGUGUGUGUGUGUGUGUGUGUGUGUGUGUGUGUGUGUGUGUGUGUGUGUGUGUGUGUGUGUGUGUGUGUGUGUGUGUGUGUGUGUGUGUGCGUGCGUGCGUGCGUGCGUGCGUGCGUGCGUGCGUGCGUGCGUGCGUGCGUGCGUGCGUGCGUGCGUGCGUGCGUGCGUGCGUGCGUGCCUGUGUGUGUGUUCCUAUCAUAACUCUUCAACGUCACUUAUUUAAAACAAACAUGUGGUUGCUCUUUAGGACCGAGCCAACAGGACAGAGUGUGUUUGUUGAUGAGAGCUCCUCUGACGUGAACUUUCUUGUCAUUUAAAAUAAAAAACAACCAUACCAAUUCAAA
This is a messenger RNA of Eleginops maclovinus (Patagonian blennie), 3430 nucleotides long. RefSeq names its product zinc finger and BTB domain containing 40 (gene zbtb40). Gene Ontology annotation, cellular component: nucleus. NCBI's taxonomy places the organism in Eukaryota, Metazoa, Chordata, Actinopteri, Perciformes, Eleginopidae. The record is from RefSeq and is a predicted model, not a curated record. The transcript is spliced from 12 exons. The coding region runs from base 216 to 2675 and encodes 819 amino acids. Gene Ontology annotation, biological process: regulation of transcription by RNA polymerase II. Gene Ontology annotation, molecular function: protein binding; DNA-binding transcription factor activity, RNA polymerase II-specific.